Molecule: messenger RNA, 4792 nt
Organism: Mizuhopecten yessoensis (Yesso scallop)
Lineage: Eukaryota; Metazoa; Mollusca; Bivalvia; Pectinida; Pectinidae
Exons: 2
Coding region: 996-3185 (729 amino acids)
Source: RefSeq, a predicted model, not a curated record
UCAUACCGAAAUUGGCUGUUAGACAGGUAUGCUAACUUUGAUGGCCAAUCUACAGGUGUUGAAAUCACAUUCGUAUUCAUGUGCAUGGAGUGGGGUCUUACAAAGUGGGAUUAUAUAUAAACAUACUUAUGUUUCUCGCUUAUCAGAUCGGUAUACCAACACGACAAUAUCGUAUACCAUAUACUGUGCUCUUUAAACCAUACUGAUAUUAAAUAGCUCUGAAAGUGUAAUAUCACACGUCUUGUUGAAAUCGUCAACCCUUUGACGUCGAGGCCUACCCAUACACUAACACUGUAAAAGUACGACCAUUAAAAGGAUUGGUUCGUCUUAAUUGGAACUCAAAUCAAACUAAAACCUUUGUACUGUUGCGUCUCAGUUUCGGCCCCGUGUUGGCUGUGUGGUGUAAAUCUGUGAGAAUCUGUGUCCGUCUGUAACUCCUGGACUUGGAUGGCCCUACUGAGUAUGUCCUGCUGGUUGUGUCCAGUGACUGCACGCUUCUUGUGGUGAUAUAGGUUUGGGAUAGUAAAACACACGGCAUAUCAAAUAGUAUAAACGUACUCGGAGCCAUAUCGAUCUACUGGUCAGGGUCAAAAUGAGCCGGAAACACUUAGGGCUUGUUAAAAGCAUGUCAGAGUGUCCAGCGAUAAACUUCAACAGCUCUCCGGACAACCGGGGUCUAUCCAUCUUGUGUAUAAAGCAGACCAACAGUGGAUCUUGUCACACGACUAAUCUGCAGUGAUUUAUACCAACUCUUUAACAUUUCGUUUCCAACAACGAUAGGUAUGUUCCUUCGUAAAAAAAAUGAAGGAUGGUAACAUGUCUUACUAAUAGAUAGUUGACAUUGUGUGCGUUCCACGUCGAUCGAACUCCAAUGAACCGACGAUAAUGACAAGCAGUACAGGUUGAGCUGUCACGGGCUACGUAGAAGAGCAAUAAAGAAGAAAAUAAUUUGAUGUAAUUUGUAUGUGUAUUAUGCACAGCCAAUCAAAUCAACAAUGAGCACAGCUGUUCUAAUGAGUGAUACAUGGAAACCGACGGUUAUCCAACUGGUGCCAUUCGCUAACAAUAAAGUGCGCACGUCAACCGGUAAAGAUAAGCUGUACUCUGAUCAAUCGAAGGCGAACACACAAAAGCGGAGUUUUCCCGUGCUAGCAGUUACGAGAGUCAGCUCUGGGAACUCUCUUCAGGAUAGAAGCAGUCCUAGCGUUAACCAUUCCUCACAUCACAAAAAGGCAUCAAACGACAAGGACGUGAGCGUGCUGUCGAGUGGGAAACAAACUUCAAAUUCUUUGGGAAAAAAGGACUUUGAUGGAGGUCGUCAUAAAUUAGGACAUGACAAAAAUAACAACAAUGUUAAUUAUUACAAAGAGGACGGGGACUACAUGAUGUUUAAUUCACAGGACCUUAAUGCCCAGUUCCAUGGGGACCCCAGUGCGUGCUCUUUGGGCGAUACAAGUGGAAAACAUUCUAGAAGGACGAGUGCUACAAGUACAGACACACGGACCUCAGUGGUGUCGCCGUCCGAGACUCCAACUCACAGAGUCUUACCUAAACCUUCCAUCGGAUCUGCUAGAUAUUUUUUCAACCAACAAGUCAAGGGAAUCAAACCCACCCCAGGGGAGGUGGAACUACAGCGGUUUAGGGACAGUUACGCAAAGGACCAAGCACAGAAAAAGAAAAAGUAUAAAUUGAACGUUAAUCAACUUCCGCGGAGUACGACUCCAAUUAACGACCACGACCCGGACAAGCUUAACAUGAAACAGGUCAUACAGUUUCUACAAAACCAAAAAGUGCCCGUAAAGUCUCAACGUCCUCAAGUUCAACUGAACAAAUCUUCCGAAAAACAGAUGUAUUUGGACGCAUCUAGAACUGCAAGAAAUAUAACAGUUUACAAACAAGAUACUGGUGCUAAAUACGAACAGCAACUGUUUGAAAAAGUAGUGAUGCACGACAAUUCCCGAAGGAAUAUUCGUGGCUCUGCUGUGAGUCGGGUAUCCAAUACCACAGCUAUUAGUACAAAGAGCACACCUAUUCUGGCUCAGAGUUCGGACAAACAUGCAUCCGGUUCAAAAACUACGUCCACAGCUAAAUCUAUGAUUGAGCGAUCCCACAGGGUCAAACGAUCUGACAAACGCUCAAAAGAGUUUAAAUUAUACCGCUUUUUGGCAGUGGUACCGGGAAACGAGACAAAGCCAUCCCCUGUUGUGUUCUCUUCCGCAGAUUCUGUAGUCGAGAAAAAGGAAUUCUCGACGCAUCGAAGUAAAUUUAAGAGGGAAAAGGUCAUUGUUAUUCCAAAAGAAGAUUUCGAACCGGAAAUUAAAUACCGGGCUUCACUAGACCGAGACUAUAUUGAUAGUGCCCGACAGGGUUAUUCUGAAAGUGGCAUUGACAGUGAUGUAGACUACACUGUGGGUUCCAGGUCAGAUAAAGUCAAGGUUCCAAGAACGGCAAACGUGGUGCACAGGAAGGCAAAGAAACACCAGUUGCGGCUGGACCGGGAGGAACUUGCCGACAGAAACAUGUCCGACUCUGAUAUGGAAGAUACUCGCCGCUCCAGCACCACAACCAAUGGAACUAUCCGACUUCCAACCGUGAACGACUUUCCGGACGACCAAUAUUCCGAGACGGAACAGGACGACGAUUCUGUUAUUCUCCGCACUGUAUUUAAUGUUAAUAAUGAUAACAACAACAAUUCACAUGUAAUAUUACGUCAUAAACCGGAAACGGAAAAACACACUCACCAGAUGUCACUUAGCAUGGAUAAUUACAAUUCUGUAGGACAUGCACCAAACCCGGCAUUUAGGGGAGCGGGGCGUGUUUAUAAAAACAAUAAGAAAAACCAGGUAGACAAUGGUAAUGCCCUUCGAAAAGUAAUGAUAAAUAUUCCUGAUGAAAACACGGACCAGACAGAUGUGAUUAAACUGACUCUCCGAAAGGAGAAGAAUGCUACAAGGCAAACAAGUUACAUGACAGAUAUGGUGGGGAAACACAGCCUCGGUAUGAUAUAUAACAGCGAGGCAUCCGAUGAUGGUUUUGACAGGAGUGUGAUUAGGAUAUCUACGGUAUCAAUGCAGCAAAGAACAGGAAAGGAUCAGGAUGAUCCGGCUGUUAAUCCAAGUAACUCAAUGGCCAAAAGUUGUAUUAAGGUUAGACAAAAGCUUAAGGCGAAUAUGUACAGCGAAUAAGUCUGUAUAUUUACCGUUAAAUAUUGUGUGUUCACCUACACUCACUUGUAGCGAAAGUUAGAUAUUUCUGUGUGUCAAAAAUUGAGUACCACCGGAUUAGAAGUUUCUUGUUCACUUAGUGGUACAUAUCAAGGGUAGUACCCAUUCGUCAUCUCAUUAGAACGCGGCUGUCAUAUUUAGAUAUUUGCUAGUAUGAAUUUUUCUUUAACUCAUUAUAUUAAUUGAAUUCGCGAUGUUGUGAAACUACAGUGAUACUAUCGCAACACCAAAACUCUGAAUUCUGAAUUCCACGAAAAAUCUCAAUCUUCAGGAAUUUAAACAAACAGCAAGGGUGUUACUUUGAUCUACUUGGUGUGUCCGUCAAACGAGAAUGUCUUUAGCACUAGCAGCGAAAAUUAGAUAUUUCUGUGUGUCAAAAAUGGAUUACCUCUGAAUUAGAAGUUUCGUGUUCAUUUCGUGGUACAGAUCAAUGGAAGUUUUCAUUUGUCAUCUCAGUAGAAUGCGGCUGCCUUAUUAUUUGCUAGUAUUUAUUUUUCUAAACAUCAUCAAUUAAUCAUUAUUUCAACUCGUGAUAUUGUACAAAAAUUACAGUGAUGCUAUCCCAACAUCAAAAGUUUUAAUUCAACGAAAAAUCUUAAUCUCCAUUAAUUCAUACAAACGGCAUGGAUGGGUAUUUUUGAUCUACUUGGUGUGUCCGCCGAAUGAAUGUCUUUAGCAGAAUAGUGGUAAUAUAGUUUGGUUGAAUACAAACCCUGUUAUUUUUUUUCCAUAAUUUCAUUCCGUCCCAUAAAACUCUGCUUUUAAAUAUUAAAGGAGAUUGAGUUUAAAGUUUUUCGCUUAACAAACGAUUACUCGUUACAUAGACGCACUUGGUUAAAGAUAUUCCAACAGGUAAUCAUGAGUUGAAACGGACUCAAACCAAAAUAUGUAUAUUUUAAAAUUCCAUUUAGACAUGUUUAACUGACAGAGAGGACGUCAAUCUUUCAAAUGAUAAUGACAGAUUAUAUAUAUUGGCUUCCAAUUCUAGCGCAACCAUGUAAAUCAACCAGUUCUUAAAUUGAUAUACUUAUUUAUGCAUCACAGCUAGUAAUUUAGUUCAGGAGAAAAUCUCGUAUUCUAUUUUAAAACAUUUUAUUUUUUAUUUUGACAUUUAAGAAAACUCGUACAUAUAUUUGAAGUUGUUAAAAGAUCAAACUGAAAUUCAAGUAGAUACCUCCAUAUAAAAGGAACAUAUUCGUUACACAUAUAAUUUAAAUUCUGAUAAGGUUGUUAUUACAACAUUUCGCCACUAAGUUAACAAAUGUUUAGACAUUAUGACUAUAAAGGCACUACUUGGUGUGUGGUUGAAAGUCAAUAAAUUGAUAAAAAAAAUGCCUGAUAAAAUAUUACCUUAGACGAUUUUCUUGCUUUAAUGGUUAUUUAUGGCUCUUUAAUUUAUCUAUUGAUGUAUUGGCUACAGAUAUUCCACUACUCAACACAAGCCAUAUUGAGAUACGUUGCGUUGUAGCUAGUAGGUAGGAGUGACUCAGUGUCGUUGACACAGUAUUGUAUGACAUAAGUAUUAUAAUUAUAGAUGUCGAACAUGAUUAAAAUGUUAUAUAUUACAA